CAAAAAUUAUAUACUUUUCUAAUUGAGUUAAAUAGCACAUGUGUUUUACAAUCCAAAUACUUUAUAUUAAAAAGAAUUGUUCAAAAUGAGUUAUGUGUCAGUUGGUCGAUUAUUCAAUGCAGCGUGCAAUAGGCUUUUGGCGAAUGCUCAUGGCAAACACCUAUUUUUAAAGCAACUUAUUAUACCUAACUACGCCGCUUUACGUAAUACUAGUUUUUUUAACAAACUACCUGCUGAAGACAUUUGGCGUGGAGUAACUGCAGUAAGCAAUGCUGGAAAAAAAAGGGGUCGUGGGAAAGGAAGUGGAAAGAAAAUUGCAAAGGAUCUCAACAAAGGCCAAACUAUCGGCUUUGGGAUGAGUGGUCGCAUUUGGCCUGGAUUAAAUUCACCCGUCAUACGUGGAAGUGAACUCAUUUAUCAUCAGAAACUUGUCGAGAACUCUGAUAGAGAAAAUAGAAUCAUGAAAUUUCGUGAUUCAAUUGGAAAUUUUAGAUUGAUAAAAUUAAAUCCAAUAGACAGAGGUUGGUCUGGAAGCAAAAUGCCUGGGCGAAGUAUUGGAGCGCCUGAAGCUGUUGGCGAGGAGGAUUUUAUAUCAUUCGACACUCGGGUUUUGGAAAACAAAAUUGUGUUCAUUAUGAAAGGAAAUAUGGGAAGGAAAAGAAGAUAUUCAGUCUUAUCCAUAACGGGAAACGGUAACGGCUUGGCUGGAUUUGCUACUGUAAAAGCAACAGAUGUUCGAACGGCUCUUAGAAAGGCGAAAAAUCGAGCGGCACAAAAAUUAGUGAGCAUAAGUCUUUGUGAAAAUAGGACUAUUUAUCAUGACUUUCGUACAGCUUUCGGAAAAACCAAAAUCUAUUGUUUUAAAAAACCUAAUGGGUAUGGUUUAGUAUGCCAUCGGGCAAUACAAACAAUUUGUAAAGUAAUAGGUAUACAAGAUUUAUACGCCAAAAUUGAGGGAUCUACGAACUUGCAGCAUAUUGUAAAGGCAUUUUUUAUUGGUCUUAUGUCCCAAAGGUCUUAUCAAAGUAUUGCAAAUGAAACAAAUUAUAACAUCGUUGAGCAGCAAAAGGCGAGAAAUAGAUUAACUGAAGUGAAAGGAACGCCAUUUUAUAAUCCAACUCUCCCUCUUAACAACCACGAAAUUGAUUAUAUGCAUUUCACAUUAGGAAAUAAAAUUGUUUUAAAGAAAAAAAACAUUUCGCCAUUCUAUGUGAAUACAAAAGGACACGAUCUGCAUCAAAUUAAAUCAGAGCAAUUUCGGAACCAAGCUAGUAUCCGACUACAUAAACUGGUCAAUUUAUAUGAGCAACUGAAGAAAACGUAAAUAUAUGUAUAUAAUAUUAAAAUGUA
Messenger RNA from Drosophila eugracilis, 1350 nucleotides. It is a transcript of the gene mRpS5, whose product is annotated as 28S ribosomal protein S5, mitochondrial. NCBI's taxonomy places the organism in Eukaryota, Metazoa, Arthropoda, Insecta, Diptera, Drosophilidae. Gene Ontology annotation, biological process: translation. The transcript has 2 exons. Gene Ontology annotation, molecular function: RNA binding; structural constituent of ribosome. The record is from RefSeq and is a predicted model, not a curated record. Gene Ontology annotation, cellular component: ribosome. The coding region runs from base 86 to 1324 and encodes 412 amino acids.